AUGUGCGGAGGGUUUACCUGCUCGAAAAACGCCCUCAUCACCCUCAACAUCCUCUACAUCGUAGUCGCUUCGGUGUUGAUUGGGGUAGCCGUGUACGGACGAGCAGCCACCAUAGUAACCAAUCUCCCCAUAGUCGGGGGCAUAUUGGCAUGCGGAAUAAUACUACUAUUAAUAUCCCUUUUGGGUCUAAUGGGCGCCGUCAAGCACCACCAGGUCAUGUUGUUUUUCUACAUGGUGAUUUUGUUCCUGUUGUUUCUCAUACAAUUCUCGGUGGCCUGCGCCUGCUUGGGCGUCAACAGCGAACAGCAAACCCAAUUGGCCGAAGAGGGUUGGAAACAAGUGGAUAACGCGACGCAGGCGCGCGUGCAGAACGCCUUCAAUUGUUGCGGGUUUAAUGCCGAAGUGGAUUUGCAUUUUCCGCCCCCUGAUUAUACGGAAAUUAAGGAUCGCGUUUGUCCCAGUCCCACUGCGAUCGAUUGUCAAUGUUCAAAUUGCAACGAUAAACUCCAAAAGACUAUCAAUUACGCUUUCAAGCUGUGCGGUUGGAUCGGAUUGUUUUUUAGUUUUUCUGAAAUAGUAGGUUUGUUUCUGAGCAAACGCUACCGCAACUUGCACGAUCCGGAUGAUCUGAGAGCCACUGCUGUUUUUCCACGACACAAUUUCACCUAUUAA
Messenger RNA from Phyllotreta striolata, 672 nucleotides. NCBI's taxonomy places the organism in Eukaryota, Metazoa, Arthropoda, Insecta, Coleoptera, Chrysomelidae. The record is from the annotation of a GenBank genome assembly.